Molecule: messenger RNA, 1656 nt
Organism: Ceutorhynchus assimilis (cabbage seed weevil)
Lineage: Eukaryota; Metazoa; Arthropoda; Insecta; Coleoptera; Curculionidae
Source: the annotation of a GenBank genome assembly
AUGAACCAAGAAGAACAGCUGGUUGGUGUAAUUGAUGCCGGUACUAGAACCGUAAAGUUUUGCGUUUUUGUUAGUCAGCACAAUAAGGAAAUUGCUGAGUAUGCUAUUGAUUUGGAACCCAUAACGCCUCAGGAGGGAUGGUCAGAACAAGAUCCAUUGAAAAUCUUAGAAGCGGUCAAAUUGUGUAUGCACAAGGUUGUCGAUAUUUUAGGACCAAAAAAGGCAAAAACAAUCCGUACAAUUGGCAUAACAAAUCAAAGGGAAACGACAAUAGUUUGGGACAAAACGACCGCUAAACCUUUGUACAAUGCAAUUGUUUGGAAUGAUAUUAGAACCGACUCAACUGUAGACGUAAUCCUAGCCAAAAUCCCCGAAAACAAUAAAAACCACUUCAAAUCGAUUUGCGGUCUUCCAAUUUCGCCUUAUUUUAGCGCCUUCAAGUUGAAAUGGCUGAUUCACCACGUGCCUGCAGUACGCAAAGCUAUCAAAGACAAAAAAUGCCUUUUUGGAACUGUCGAUACUUGGAUACUUUGGAACCUUACAGGUGGUUCAAAUAAUGGUAAACACUUGACUGAUGUUACAAAUGCCUCUAGAACAUUCCUGAUGAACAUCGAAACGCUUUAUUGGGACGCCCAGCUUUGCAGCACUUUUAAAAUACCUCAAAACAUCCUGCCAGAUAUUCGUAGUAGUUCAGAAAUCUAUGGCAAAGUCAGUCAAGGAUGGCCCUUGACUGAUGUAACUAUUUCAGGAAUUUUAGGCAAUCAACAGUCGGCCCUUUUGGGUCAGAGUUGUUUUAAAGAGGGCAUGGCCAAAAACACUUACAGGAGCGGUUGCUUUUUGCUUUACAAUACGGGCACUAGUCGAGUGCAAUCCUCGCACGGAUUAGUGACCACUGUGGCCUACAAACUUGGAGAAAAUCCCGCUAUUUAUGCCCUUGAAGGUAGUGUGGCUGUAGCAGGUGCAGCAAUGAAAUGGCUCAGAGACAAUAUGGGCUUUAUAAAAAAUAUCGACGAAGAAACUGAAUCAAUGGCCAAAGAAGUCUUCAGCACAGGAGACGUUUACUUUGUGCCUGCCUUCAAAGGUCUCUAUGCCCCUUAUUGGCGAAAAGAUGCUCGAGGAAUUAUUUGUGGCUUGACAGCAUUUUCAACUAAACAGCACAUCAUCAGGGCAGCUCUGGAAGCUGUUUGUUUCCAAACUAGAGACAUUCUUGAGGCUAUGAAUCAAGAUUGCGGAAUACCUUUGACCAAGCUUCACGUUGAUGGAAUAAUGACUACAAAUAAUUUAUUAAUGCAACUCCAGGCUGAUAUAAGUGGUAUUCCGGUUAUUAGAGCUCACUCGCAAGACAUAACGGCCUUAGGGGUGGCAAUGGCUGCCGGUAUGGCCAAAGGGGUGGAAAUUUGGGAUAUGAAUUCUGAGGAAAGAGAACUGGUUCCUAUUGAUACGUUUUUGCCAACUUCUACUGAAGAUGAGAGAGAUACAAGGUAUACUAAAUGGAAAAUGGCUGUGCAAAGGUCUUUGGGAUGGGUGUCGCCUAGAAAAUCUGCAAUCAUGACAGAGGAACGGUACCAACUUUUAGCAAGUAUACCAGGCAGUCUUUAUACGAUAUUAAGUUUUGGAUUAUUGGUACUAUCCAAAUAUUUGGACAAUGUAGAUUAA